UGCCGCUGGCUGCUGCAGGCGUGCUAUCGGAGGUAGCGGAGGCACCUCUGGGGAAUGCCUGCUGCAUGGCCGCCCUCGGUCUUUUCUCCUUCUUUUUCUUUCGCUGCACAUUGUUUUGUAGGGACCGUGCUCCGCGGCGGGCUGUCCUAGCUGACUGAGCCCGCCCCAGCGAGCGGUGCGGUGGGUCCGGUGCGGCGCUCUGCUGCGCCGGGGAUGCGGCCUGCUUGUUAAAGCUCCCUCAACCACUCCUCCGACCGUGAUGGCUGAUGAUCAACAACAAGCUGACCAGAAGCCUGCCUCGGGACUCGGCUCUCUUCCAGCGCUGGUGCCGGGACUCCAGGGACCCGAAGCGAACGCGUUACAGUUUAAAAUCAAGAAUUCAAUUUGCAAAUCUGUACAAUCAAAAGUGGACAGCAUACUGCAAGAUGUUGAGAAGUUUACAGACAUCGAAAAGCUCUACCUCUACCUUAAGUUGCCUUCUGGUCCCAUCAGCGGCAAUGACAAAAGGACUGAGAAUGAGAGGGGGUCGUCCACUCCUGGAUUAUGCGAUCAGAGUUCCAUGUCGUCGAGUCGCACUCAGCAGAUGUACGCGUUCAACUGGAUACGGAAUCACCUGGAAGAGCACCCGGAGACAUCCCUCCCCAAACAGGAAGUGUACGAUGAAUACAAGAGCUAUUGUGACAAUCUCGGCUACAAUCCAUUGAGUGCAGCAGACUUCGGGAAGAUCAUGAAGAACGUCUUCCCCAACAUGAAGGCACGUCGACUCGGGAUGAGAGGAAAAUCCAAAUAUUGUUAUAGCGGGUUAAGGAAGAAAGCUUUUGUUCACAUGCCGUCGUUACCCAACUUGGAUCUGCAGAAAUCAGGCGAAGGGUGUGAACUGAUGGAGCCGGCCGGACAGUCCCCGAGUGCUGAAGAUGAAAUGAGGUCAGCAGCCUGCGGUUUGGUAUGCGAGUGGGCCCAAAAGGUCUUGAGUCGUCAGUUUGACAAUGUGGAGGAUCUGGCGCGCUUCCUGCUAAAUAGCCACUAUAUCGGUACCAAGUCCAUGGCUGCGCUCACUGUUAUGACGGGAACACCCACAACAGGCAUGAAAACGCCAACCCCGGCCUCUGCGUUUGUGCCCACAGCUGAGGCCAACUCCUUCCAGCCCCAGGUGAAGACCCUGCCCUCACCCUCUGUCGAUGCAAAGCAGCAACUGCAGCGAAAGAUACAGAAGAAGCAGCAGGAGCAGAAGCUGCAUUCUCCUUUACCCAGCGACGCCCAAGUCAAACGAACGGAGGUCAGCACCCCGGGCCCAACCAUCCCCUGUGGCAGCCCUGCUCUUCUGUCCCCUCAGCCCACAAUAGGCAUCGUAGUAGCAGCUGUGCCCAGCCCAGUCACGGUACAGAGAAGCAGGCAGCUAAUGACUUCUCCGAGCCCUGUCGGGACAACUGAGGGAAAAGUGCUGCCUGUGAACUUAGUGGUCACCCAGUCACUUAAGCAGUCCCCCAAAACCCCACAGAAUAUACCAGCGAGUCCCGUGGGGGACCGGCUGGCACGGCACGGUACCAGGUACGCUCAGAUCCUGCCCAAGCCCGCCGCCACCAGUGCCAUCACACUUCGGUCUCCCCCCACCCUGCUCAUUACCAACAGCCCCAUAAAAACUGUGAUGCCCACUCCCCACGUCAGCUCGGUCAACGUGGUCAAGAUGACGGCCAUCGCGUUGGCUCCCAGCAGCAGCAGCAGCAGCAGCAGCAGCAGCAGCAGUACUACUAGCAGCAGCGCCGUCGUACGCCCCGCCUCGACCGGGAUGGGCGCGACUUCCGCCUUAGACGAGUCACAAGGUGCAAGCCUGACUGCUGCAGUCAGAGCUGUUGCUUCCAACCUGCCCUCCUACACUGACGUUAAGCUGUCUGAAGCUGGAAACUAUAACAGUGCCCUUUCUGGUGCGGGGAAGACUGGCAUUGCCGCUGGUGAGGAGAGAGCGGCAAAGUUUAGGGCUGCUAGUGAACCAAGCUUGUCUAUUAAGUGUUCUUCAGGACCAGACAAGGUCUCAAGGAUUAAGAGUGACUCGAUUUCCCUUUCCACCUCGGUAGCUGUAGCUGGAAUUCAGGACAGCAAUAACAGUAACUGCCUUGACAGCACCUUGUACUUGACUGUUGACAACAGUCACAACUCAAUUGGCAACAUGUCAACCAGUGGUUCCUCUAUCAGUAUUCCAGCUUCAAAAGACCCUUGCACAGAUGCAAAGAGUCCCAGAAAGCGCACAGGCCCUAACGGAGAGUCUCAUAUUAUUCCUGUGAAGAGAGUUUUUAUAUCUCAGCAACCACUUGCUGCACAUAACAAUCCCAAAGCUGGAAUCAGUGCUGCAGUGAAGAGGAUCCCACGACCAGGAACCCCAGCCCGACCGGAAAGCGCGCCCUGCAAAGUGACUGUGAAAGCCACCUCAGUCGGCCCGACGCAGAUCCUGGCACUCUCCGACUCACCCAUCACGCACAUCCAGGGUUCUCCGACUGUUGUUAAACCGCAGGCGUUGAUGGUGAAACGGGAAAACCGUUCCCUGAGCGCCGACAUCAGCAUCGAAGCGGUAGGAACGUCUGACCAGGCCCUUUUGCAGCAGAUCACCACGGAUUCACGUGCCAUCCCAACCAACUCAGGAGCACACAAUGCCUCUGUGAUGAGCGGACUAAAGAGCACAAUAUGGGAAGAGGGUCAGCUCGAUGAACUACGGAAACACUCGUUUGCUCCGCGGAUACCAGCAGAACACAAGCAAGCGCCUACAGACCAGCUUUCUAUUAUAGCCCAAUCCUCUGACACCCAAGGCCAACUCGCCCUCGCGCAGGAGAUGGUUGACUUUGCCGGUUCUCAGCCCAGCAUGGACUACUUCCCGUUCAACGACGACGACAUGACGCAGGACAGCAUCGUGGAGGAGCUUGUCCAGAUGGAGGAGCAGAUGAAACUGAAGGGUCUGUUUGGCAGCUGCGUGGACGUUUCUCUCCAAGGCCAGCCAGCCGGCAGCCAGAGCUCCGUGCUCAAUCCUCACCAGGUAGGCACGGCUUUCUACCACUCCACCCACAGCAGCACCACUCCGGUGCAAACUCCCACGCCAACUCCCACGCCAACCCCGACACCCACCCCUACCUCUGAGAUGACGCUUGGCCACAGCCUGACAAGAGAGAGCCCCUGCUCCCGCAUGGCUCCCAUCACUCCUGUGGAUGGCGCGCUGGGUCGCCACACCCCUAUCGGCACACCGCUGUCCAACUGCAGUAGUAGCGUGCCUCCGAGCCCGGUGGAGUGCAGAAACCCUUUCGCUUUCACGCCCAUCAACUCGAGCAUCACUGCUUACCACGACGCCAGUAUUGUCUCCAGCAGCCCCGUGAAGCCCAUGCAGCGGCCCAUGGCAACUCACCCUGACAAGGCCAAACUGGAGUGGAUCAACAACCGCUACAACAGCAAUACAGCUGGCCCCUUGUCCAACCAUAGCAUCGGUAUCUUGCCUAGCUACCAAGACCUGGUUGAUGACCAGUUUCGUAAACCACAUGCUUUUGCAAUUCCCGGUCAGUCAUUUCAAUCUCAGUCCAGGCCAGAGUCAGCUCAUUUUGGCCCUUUGACGCCUAUCUCCCCCGUGCAGCAGCAAGUCUCUGGUGGGACCACUCCCACUAAACAGGAGAGUUUUGCCGUGCCUGCCCCAUUGGACAACAAGGCGGCAAUCUCCUCAGCAUCCAGUACUUUCCGCUGCCGCAGCGUCAGCCCUGCCGUACGCCAGAGGAACUUCAGCGGCAACACCGGCCCGCAGACCACCAAUACCCCCAGCACCACCCUCGCGGUCGUCUCGCCCUUUAACUCGGCCAUCACCUCCGAAGUGCUCAGUAUCCUGUCCAACACCCAGUCAGCCAGUUCCGUCCACAGCAUGGUCCAACGCAGCCAGUCUGUACCCCUGAACAUCAUGAUGCAGAGUGAGAUGUUGCCCGUGCAGGGCCCGAGUAACACUGCCAAAAUCACCAACGUUCUUCUUAGCAAGAUGGAGGCAGACGGGGAUGAGUCUGUCCGCGGCCUGGGGGUAAACAACCUCCCAUCUAACUACACGGCGCGCAUGAAUCUCACACAAAUCCUGGAGACCACUCCGGCCUUCACUGUCGGAACGUCGCACCAGACCCAACUGCCCGUCGGCUCCAGCCCGGCUGCCUUUGAGCUCCAGCAGCACGGCUACCUCGCCAACGCCAGUGGGGAGCAAGUGAGCUUCUCCGCUGCAGACAGCCAAGCACAAAAGGGCGCCAGUGAGCCAGACCAGCAACGGCAGCUCCAAGCGAUGCCGGUGCAGACUCGGCAGGAGUUGGAGGAUGAGCAGCAGCAGCUGGAUUUCAACAACACCGUCAAGGACUUGUUGGGGGACGACACCCUCAACCCCAGCUCGCAGCUGGUGGGCCAGGUCGCCUCGGAACUUAACGCGGUGGCGUCUGACUUUUCAAAUGACAUCAGACUGACCACAGAUCUGUCCAGUAGCAUCACUGACCUUAACACGUUGGACACCAAUCUGCUGUUUGACCCCAAUCAGCAGCAGGAACAAUAUGAAGACACAACACUGGAAGAACUGAAGAACGACCCGCUAUUUCAGCAGAUAUGCAGUGAUACUGUGAACGCUGGCUUUGACUGGCUGGAGAGCAAGGACCAGCCGACCACAGUAGAGAUGUUGGGCUGAUCUCACCUUUUAUUCUCUACCGCUUCUGUUCUGUGUCGCUCGUUCGUUUGGUGCGUAUCUAUCUCCAUCUGUUUUUGAAACUACAGUUCGUUGGGAUUUGUCUGGACUUUCCCGUUGGUUCUGUUAAAAAAGUGCCAGGCUUACCCUUCUCUCUUUACUUCUCUUUCUGCUGAUGUUCCAUGAGCUUCUCUUUCUUUCUCAUUUCCCGCCAUCCCCUCACUCAACCACCUUACUCCCGUGUCUACAAUCAAAAGUGAAAGUGUUGCAAAUAAAGGGGAGAAUUCAAUGGCUCAGCAUGUAGUGAUGUGUGAGGAUUUGGAGGAAAAAAAAACAUCUUCCAUGUUAGAACAAAUCAAUAGUGCAAUAUUUAUAUUGAACAAACACUUGGGAGUGAGACGGAUAAGAGAUUUGGCACAAUAUGACAUUACCAAAAAUGUAAACUAUUUUCAGUGUGUGCAGUUCAACCAAAUGUAGAUAUUCAUAGGGACGUAGUGUAGGUUGUUGGACGUUUGCCUGCCAUAUCGAAAUAUUAACAAGGGUAGUGACUCAGGCUGCCAGGUGCUGAAUUUUUGACAAAUUCUUUCUACUUUUAUCAUAAACCAAAUCAGUGGAGAACUGAUUGACGCCUGAGCAUUGUUGACAUUGUUUCUUUUCCUUAAAAGCCUAAACUCGUACUGUUGAAUAUCUUGUAAAGGGAGUAGAUGAAACAGUAGGGACACGAUGGGAUUCCAGGCCACUUGUCGGACUAAACAUUGAAAGGAAAUUAACAACUGGCUGCCUUAUUCCUUACGUCCAAGGCCUUAUGCCAUCUUUAGGGACUGUACAUAGAAAAAUGUUGAGAUAGAACCAUUCCGAGCGUCUUCGUCAUAUCAAGGCAGCUGUUACUCUUGAUAUUUUCAGCACUAUUCCUUCAUCUGUUUAUGUUUCACAGUGUUACAGCAAAGGGGCAUUUUUAAUUGUUUGUUUGUUUUUGUUUUUUUGUACAGGCUAGCGAUUACAUUGUGCACGGGCUAAUUGCUCAUUUUCGAGGAAUUUAAUACGCUGUCACAGAACCAAUGGCAGGCACGCUUUACAUCAUUAGGUUUUUGUUAGAUUUUUGCAUGCUUAAAUAAAAAUACAAAAAUCAAUGGUUUGGAGAAGGCUAAGCUACAUUAAAGGCGAGGCAAUCUGGGAAGAAAUGUGCGAUCCAGCCUUAUUUCCAUACCAAAGAUUUUGAAAAGAGAUUAUUACGUGUGGUCACUCGUAGUUCAAAUUAAAAUCAGCAGAAUUGAUUAUAAUAAAACCUUUUAUUGCAUCUAUAAAAACUAAAAGGAUUAAGUUACAUAAAUUCUAUGUACAGUAUGUACAGUAUAUUAGGGAAGUGGUCACAGGCCAAAAGCCUGCAGAAGCAUGUUGAAACCAUCACGACUAUGUGAUACAGUAGGAGGCUUACUUGAGUUUUUGGCAAUUGUCAAUGUUGUACAAGUCAUGUUAAAGCUCCGUUUGUAAAUAGGAUAGAUACAUAGAGAUUUGAUGUAUCAGGACACUAUAUUAUGGCCAUUAUUAUAGCUAAGUAUGUGUCAUUUACAAGAAAAAAAACAACGUUAAACAGAUGUAUCGUCAGCAAGAUACUGUAUGUUGUAUGUUACAUUUCUGGCUUAGAGUGUCGUAAAGGUGUAAUGCUGUCUGGUCUUAGCUUGCUGAUUUUAUUUUGACUUUUUGAGGAGGAGCAGCAGAAGGGUGUGCGCUUUGAACAGGAGGGGGGUAAAAAGUUGCGAUACUGUUAGCUUGUCGCUAACAUUUUUGCGACAAAGCCUUUCAGCAGACACUGGAUAAGAAAAAUCAUUCGCUCAUGUUGCAACAAACUUCAGAGGUUCACGUUAUUGCACUAAAUUUUUAUGACACGCGCAUUUGCCACACCUUAUGUGACAAAUGUAACGAUGGACGGCUGCAACAUAAAAAAAAAUAUUUUUUUAUGACAAGGUAAGGAAAUUACCUGUCAGAAAAUGACUAAUUGUCUUGUAGCAAAAUGUGCAUUAAUCUCAGUGAGAUACACAUUUCUUACACAUUCUCACACAUGAGAAUAUGAAGCAUUGAGGGGGGGGGGGGGAACGUUAAGAGUAACCUUUAAAAACCUACGUGCUCAUUGUGUUGAUAAAUGAUUGUACGCACGCAUGUGUGAUGUUUUCUGUUGUACUUUAUAUGUUCUCGGUGACCACUGUCUGCUGUGAUGUGGGCAGGUUCUGUUAACCAGACAGGCAGUGCCAGUUUUGUCAGCUACUUCUGUUGUUUGCUGUUUACUAAGUUAACAUUGUUCUGUUGUCUGACAUUGAUGACUGUUUUACUGUUGAUUUUACAUGUCUCAAAGUUCAGUUGUGAAGACAUGUUCCCGUAUUUUUAUUUUUAUUUUUAUUUUUUUCAUUGAAGGCACUGAUAUUUGAAUUCUCAAUGAAGGAAAUGCACCUCUUCUGAGUUCCAUCAAGCAGGAAUUUUACCUUUGACUGACCCGGAACCAACUCUGUUUGACUCUUUAAUUCAUUUCUACCAGUAUAAGAAAAAAAAAACGAAAAAAAAACCUCCUCUGUGAUGUUGUCUGGUGUACUGCUUAAUGUACAGUAGCUUGUGAAUAUUGCAAACGCGUUGUUUCUUUCUUUUUCUUUUUCAAUGGAAAGUACUCACUGGUGAGAUUUGUAAAGUGGUUUUAAAAGCCAAUAAACUUUUUUCAAGAA
Messenger RNA from Phycodurus eques (leafy seadragon), 7383 nucleotides. RefSeq names its product DNA-binding protein RFX7. Lineage: Eukaryota; Metazoa; Chordata; Actinopteri; Syngnathiformes; Syngnathidae. Bases 260 to 4675 code for a protein of 1471 amino acids. Gene Ontology annotation, biological process: regulation of transcription by RNA polymerase II. Gene Ontology annotation, molecular function: RNA polymerase II cis-regulatory region sequence-specific DNA binding; DNA-binding transcription factor activity, RNA polymerase II-specific. The record is from RefSeq and is a predicted model, not a curated record. The transcript has 10 exons.